AGACGGUCGGAUCUCCCGACGGCAGUUGGCAUGUCAUGGUAUUACCCCGCCCUCGUCUGAUAACGGAAGAGGUGGCAUGUCGGCCGGACCGACGAUCAUCAACACAAACCGAUAAGCGAUCCGCCGUUCAUUGAGGCGAGGUUGGAAAUUGAACAGCAUUAGGGAAACCUCAGAAGUCGAUCGAAAACUUCGUUCGAGGAUUCUAGUGAUGGCUUCACUCGACAUUACGCAACUCUUUUCGGUCAAGGGCUAUGUGGCGGUGGUGACGGGGGGCAGUAGUGGGCUAGGCCUCAUGAUAGCAAAGGGACUCGUAACGAAUGGUGCCAAGGUGUACGUGGCUGCUUUACCAACUGACCCCAUCGAUGAAGCGGUCAAAGAGCUCAACGAGUUGGGCAAGUCUUCUGGAGGAAAUGCGACAGGUGUGCCUUGCGACUUGUCAUCGCAUGAUGAUAUUAUGAAGCUCGUAAAAUAUGUUCAAGAACGCGAACAUAGCCUUGACUUGUUAGUGUCAAACGCUGGUAUUCGACGCGAUCCACUAUAUCUGUGCAACCUCGAGACUGAUGACAUCCUCGAAUUGCAAGCUUCGAUGCAAUCUUCGAGGCCAUCUGACUGGAAAGAUACCUUUUCUAUCAAUGUCGCAGCGCACUAUUACCUGGCUGUCGCGUUCCUUCCCUUACUGCAUUCUGCAGCUUGCCAUGGCGGUGACGACGGCCCCGGUAGUCGUCAAGGACGCGGCGCCGUGAUAAUCACGAGCUCAUGUGCCAGUAUGCACAAUGUUACGAAUGUUGAUCUGACGAGCUACGCGGCAAGUAAAGCUGCUACGGAUCACCUAGUGAAGCUUCUGGCCGCCAAGUUCAGAAAUUUCUAUAUCCGAGUCGUGGGGCUGAAUCCUGGAUUCUUCCCAAGUCGUAUGAAUCCUGUUGGAGAAGAAGGCAAUGUAUUUAGUGCCUUGUUCGACAAGGUUCCUGCCAAAAGAGCUGGCCGAGAAGAAGACAUCGCCGGUGCGGUGAUCUAUCUUGCUAGCCGAGCCGGGUCGUACGUUGACGGCAUAAACUUAUGCAUUGACGGCGGCCGCAUCCUCGUGGCGAAUGGGCAGGAAUGAAGGCGCAAUCAUGAUGGGUGCAUGGUCAAUCGUAUGAUAGAUAGGAUUAAAUUAUUCGGUCGUUCAUUACUAUAUACAUGUAUACUUCACAGAAUUGCGCCCCCAUCAAACGCAGCCUUAGCAGAAGC
Molecule: messenger RNA, 1230 nt
Organism: Colletotrichum acutatum
Lineage: Eukaryota; Fungi; Ascomycota; Sordariomycetes; Glomerellales; Glomerellaceae
Product: putative short-chain dehydrogenase
Exons: 5
Coding region: 209-1102 (297 amino acids)
Molecular function (GO): oxidoreductase activity
Source: RefSeq, a predicted model, not a curated record